Messenger RNA from Solanum stenotomum, 1942 nucleotides. Its product is annotated as transcription factor TCP4-like. Gene Ontology annotation, biological process: regulation of secondary shoot formation. Gene Ontology annotation, molecular function: DNA-binding transcription factor activity; sequence-specific DNA binding. Bases 339 to 1628 code for a protein of 429 amino acids. The transcript is spliced from 2 exons. Lineage: Eukaryota; Viridiplantae; Streptophyta; Magnoliopsida; Solanales; Solanaceae. The record is from RefSeq and is a predicted model, not a curated record. Gene Ontology annotation, cellular component: nucleus.
UCAAAGUUAACUUUUGUUUAUUAGUAGCAAAAAAAUUGUAUUUCUCAUUAUAGUUAUGCUGUUUUAACUAAGUACAAAUUACAGAAAUUCAUAGAAAGUUGACAUCAAAAAUUCUGUUAAAAAGAAAAACAGAAUGGGUUAGGCUACUAUUCUUGUUUUUUCUUGAUUUUUUUUUUUGUUUUACCAACACAAAGCUGGAAUAUAAUAAGGUUUUGAGUCUGGAUCCUCAUAAGAAGAAUCAUCAUUAUCAAAAUGUAGAAGAAGAUGAAGAAGAAAAAGAAAAAAAUCAAGAACAAGUUUUUCAAUUUCAACAACCUUUUUCUCAUCCUGAUCAUUUUAUGUAUCAAGAUUUAGAUAACAUCAAACAACAAGCUCAAUCCAAGAAACGUUCUUAUGUUCCUCCUCUUCCUCGUCCUCGUCCUCGUCCUCCUCCUUCUUCUUGCUCGAAGCAAAAAGUGGGAACAUCGUCAAGAUUUGGUGGUGGAGAGAUUGUUGAAGUACAAGGUGGUCAUAUCAUAAGGUCAAUUGGUCGAAAAGACAGACAUAGCAAGGUGUGUACAGCUAAAGGUCCAAGGGAUCGGCGUGUGCGCCUUGCUGCUCAUACAGCUAUUCAAUUUUAUGAUGUUCAAGAUCGACUUGGCUAUGACAGGCCAAGUAAAGCUGUGGAUUGGCUUAUUAAAAAGGCUAAAGCUUCUAUAGAUGAGCUAGCUGAAUUGCCUCCUUGGAAACCAACCACUGGUGUUACAAGCUUUGAUCAAGAAAAGGAUGUUGAAGACGAUGACAAUAAUGGUCAUUUUGUUGGGACAACUAGUAAAAGUGGAAUGAUAAUGUUAGGCAAGAAUAAUAGUGCUAGCUCAAGUGGUGAAAAUGCAAAUGCAAAUGGAAGUUUUUUGCCUCAUUCAUUAGAUUCUGAUGCCAUUUCUGAUACUAUUAAGUCUUUUUUCCCAAUGGGUGGUGGUUCAACUGAAGGUAAUUCUUCAGCUAUGCAGUUCCAGAGUUUUCAAGAACACAAUUUGAUGUCAAGCACAAGUAGCCAGAGCCAAGAUUUGAAGCUCUCUUUACAAUCUUUUCAAGAUCCUGUUUUGCUUCAUAACCACCAAAUAGAGCAAUCACAAGCUCAGUUUGAAGCAUCAAAUUUCUUUACUGGAAGCACCCCGCUUAUCGGAUUUGAUACUUCAGUCUGGCCUCAGCCUCAGCACCAGCAGCAAUCAGUGGAACUCGGUCGAUUGGCUGCUGCUCGUGGAUACACCGGCAUGGCUUUUGGUGGCGGGGCAAUUGCUGGAGCAAAUAGUUAUUUGUUUAACUCUCAGCCUUCCCCGCCACUACUACAACAAUUGUUCAGCCAAAAUCAGUUUUUGUCUCAGAGGGGACCCCUUCAGUCCAGUUACUCACCUUCGAUUCGUGCAUGGAUAGAUCCAUCAGCGAUUGCUAUUGCCACAGCUGAUCCAAUUCAACACCAACACCAUGUGUUGCCUAUGUAUUCAACAUCAGUUUCUGGUAUUGGAUUCGCCUCAGAAGUAGGCGGAUUCUCUGGCUUUCGCAUUCCUACACGAAUCCAAGGUGAAAUAGAGGAGCAUGAUGGUAUUUCCGACAAACCAUCCUCUGCUUCCUCUGAUUCUCGCCAUUGAAUUACCUCGAAAACACACUCUCCCUUUAUCACCUGACAGGAAAAAGUACUAUACAUCAAGAUGGAAAUGGGAAAGGACAAGUCAGAGAAAGGGCGAUAAUUCAUUUAUCAAGUCUGAUUCAGUGGCAAUGCAUUGCGGAAGAAGAAUCCUGAGCAUAGUUUCAGGUUUUUUUUAAAGAUUAAAUCGCGGUGUAGUAUUCAUGUAUAAGUGUGAUUUCUCUACCUCAACUGCUAAUUUAGGAUUUCUUAUGUAAUUCUGUUGCCAAGUUGUUGUUGUUGUUGUUUGCUUAUUAUCUUCAGCUCAUUAGAACAAAU